Molecule: messenger RNA, 259 nt
Organism: Adineta ricciae
Lineage: Eukaryota; Metazoa; Rotifera; Eurotatoria; Adinetida; Adinetidae
Source: the annotation of a GenBank genome assembly
AUGGCUGACCCGAACAAAAACGUCGCUGGCAGUGAGAUCAAUCGGUUCCAGGACAUUUUCCACGGGCACGACGAUGAUGUCGACGAGAGCGACGAUGCCAACAUCGACUUCGAUUACUACUUUAUGAAUUUUGGCCGGAAUGAGCAGCAAGAGCAGGUGCCACCAUUGGCUCCCGUCGUGCCCGAGGACGAAACCGAUGUCAUGGUCCAUUCCACUGUCGAAGAGGAACAUCUGUCGCAACGCUUCAGUCAACUCUCGG